Molecule: messenger RNA, 1718 nt
Organism: Dermacentor silvarum
Lineage: Eukaryota; Metazoa; Arthropoda; Arachnida; Ixodida; Ixodidae
Product: charged multivesicular body protein 7
Exons: 1
Coding region: 183-1460 (425 amino acids)
Biological process (GO): late endosome to vacuole transport via multivesicular body sorting pathway; vesicle budding from membrane
Cellular component (GO): ESCRT III complex; cytoplasmic side of plasma membrane; multivesicular body
Source: RefSeq, a predicted model, not a curated record
UUGUCGCUGUCGUCGCGUCAACGAGCGCGUUUUGUCGUUGGUUGCAUGUUGCAAAAUCGACUGAGCGCGUAGAAACCGAGUUUCUUCGCAACGCGUGUUCGUCCGUCCUGAAUUCCUCGUGAGAUGACUGUUGAUGUGGUGAUCUCUCCGUGAUCACGGUCUCAGACCAUCCGCUAACCGCCAUGGAAAGCAGUGACAGCAACGCCUUUGUCCUACCGGUAUGCUGGAAGGAUGAUGUACGGAUGCGAGCGCUUUUCGCCGAGUUCCGCCCCAAGGAAGCAAAUCCGGAAGGAUGGCAAGACAAAAUGGACUUCUGGGUUUCGCUCAUCCUCCAGUGGAGCCGCGAGACGAGGACGCCAGUGUUUUCAGCCAGCGACGUUGCUGUCGCUUUCGAACGCAAGCGGAGCCAGCCCGCAUGCCUGAAGACAGUGCUGUCGCACAUGAAGAAAUCGGGCGAUCUUAUAAACAGCAAGGACUACUUCACAAGCGAAGGAUGGGUCAAAUGGGGCUUCGACACUCUGGUCAAGCGGCCGUUGACAUGGAUGUGGACCUGGGGUUCGGGCAGCGGCGAGGCCGACACCGAGAUCGAUGAGAUGCUCGUCAACGUUGACGUCUUAAGACAGCUUCAGCAAGAAGUCAUGAAACGUUGCGAGGACGAAAGGUUUGUGGAAGAUGUCAUUCCCUACUCCGAAGUUUGGAAGGUGUGCGAGGGCAUUUGUAAAGACCAGCGAUCCUUCGUUUACGUGCUAAACGGACUGGAGAAGUCACGAUACGUGCGACUGUUUCAAAAGGAUGGCAAGAAAGUCGUGCAGUUCCUUCGCCAUAACAACCAGCUGAGCGAGCAGGAGAAGGCGGUGCUCAAGCUCGAGAAGGCCAAGCAGGACUUGAAUCAAAAGGUGGACUUGCUGCAGGGCGACAUCGACCGUUGCACGCGCGAGGCACUCGAGGCCAAGAAGCAGGGUUUGCAGAACAAGGCCCUCCACAUACUGAAGAAGCGGCGAAGGGCGCAGCAGGUGCUGGACAAGCAGUUCGCCAUGCUGGACAACAUCCACUCCCUCGAAAUGAACAUCCACGAGAACAAGGACAUCCAGCUAAUCUACGACGGCUACAAGACGGCGGCCCAAGCGCUCAAGGUGGCGCAUGGUGGCCUGGAAGCGGACAGCGUCGACGACGUCGUUGCCGAAAUUAACACGACCCUUGAAGACCAACAAGAGCUUCACAGGCUCAUGGGCAUGCCAGUGGCCGCUGCAGACGGCGAGGUUGAUGAUCUGGAAGCGGAGCUAGACCAAAUAUUGAUGGAGGACACUGCUGACAAGGAAGGCCAGAAUGUCAGUGGGGCUUCGAACGUGGAAGAGGAACUGAAGUUUCCCGCAGUUCCCACCGAGAUGCCUCGCUCGCCAAACAAACCAGGGGAGGCAGUUCGACGUGAUGCCCAGUCAGCUGCUUGGAAUGCCCAGUAAAAGUGCCUUUCGCCAACUGUGCCUUUCUUGCUGCAUUUUUAUGCUUGUGUUUGUGAGCAUUGUGCAGUGUAACGCACAAACUUUAGAAGUUAUAUGCUGUUUUAGUUAACAAUGCAACAACAACCUGUGCACAGCGUGUGGCAGCUGCGCUGUUUGUUGCAAGUCUUGAGGGUAUUCCAGCACUAACAGCAUUUUGGUAUUGUCCUUACAUGUAGAAAAUGUUGCGGCAUUAAAAUAAAUUAUGUUUUACCUUGAUAA